Molecule: messenger RNA, 486 nt
Organism: Hevea brasiliensis (rubber tree)
Lineage: Eukaryota; Viridiplantae; Streptophyta; Magnoliopsida; Malpighiales; Euphorbiaceae
Exons: 3
Coding region: 1-486 (161 amino acids)
Source: RefSeq, a predicted model, not a curated record
AUGCGAGCUAGGUGCUACAUGUUGGCUUCUAUAACCAAUGAGUUACAGAAGCAACAUGAAAAGAUGCAAUCUAUAUCUGAGAUUCUCUAUCACCUACAAGAGUUGUAUGAUGAACACAAUAGAAAUACUAGAUAUGAGAUAUCUAAACGGCUGUUUAGAAUGAAGAUGGCAAAGGGGAUGGAUAUGGGAGCCCAUGUACACAAGAUGAUUAAGCUCAUUGAGCAGCUUGAGAAUGAAGGGCAUUGGAAAAGGAAUUGCCCUGAGUAUUUGGCGUCUUUGAAGGACAAGAAGGAUAAGCCUUCAAAAGCUUGGAUUUUAAAUGCUAGUGCAAGUACUCAGAUAUGUUUUGAUAUGCAGGAACUAACAAUCAGUGAGUGCUUGGAGGCACAUGAUGUUAGACUUUGGAUUGAUAAUGGAGCAACUGUUAUAGUCUCAGCCAUAGGGUCUAAAUCAAUGUAUGUAACAACCCCCGAUCCAGCAGCAUGA